GCGAAACCAAGAAAGGCUUCAUGAUGAAAUAUUGGUAAAGCAGGUCUCUGAAAUGGAUGAGAAAUUGAAUGAAGCACGGAGAGAACAUAUGAAAGCAGUAAUCUCACUGCAACAGAAAGACAGACAGCUAGACAGGGAAAAGGUGCAGUUUGGGCACCAAAUGGAAAACCUUGAGGCUCAUCUCAAGUUUCAAGUUUCAGAAUUAGAGAAAGAACUGCAGACAGUGAAGUCAGAAAGAAAUCUAAUUAUGGCUACACUUAGACAAGAAGGUCUUAUUGGUAAAAUAAGACUUGACAGAAAACAACCCGUGGUCAAUAACAAUACUACUGAUACAAACCAAGCUGAAUCUGAGAGUAAUAGAGAAGUAAUUGAUAGCUGUCAAGUUCUAACAAAGAAUACUUUGCCUGAAAGUUCACACAAAAAAGUUGAAUCUCUUCAGGAACUUUUGAAUGACAUCAACACUAUAGCAAAGUCGGUAUAUGAAGAGGAUUCCUCUGAUGAAUUAUCUUCAAACUAAAUUUCUUUUACAUAUACAGACUGAAAAAGAAACAAAAAAUCCUUGUUUAAACUGAAGAAACAAUUAGAAUUUCUUUGAUGGCAUCCCCCAAAUACUCUAGUU
Octopus bimaculoides (California two-spot octopus) is the source of this 619-nucleotide messenger RNA. Its product is annotated as coiled-coil alpha-helical rod protein 1. NCBI's taxonomy places the organism in Eukaryota, Metazoa, Mollusca, Cephalopoda, Octopoda, Octopodidae. The record is from RefSeq and is a predicted model, not a curated record. Gene Ontology annotation, biological process: protein export from nucleus; cell differentiation. Gene Ontology annotation, cellular component: centriole.